Molecule: messenger RNA, 1258 nt
Organism: Batrachochytrium dendrobatidis JAM81
Lineage: Eukaryota; Fungi; Chytridiomycota; Chytridiomycetes; Rhizophydiales
Exons: 5
Coding region: 23-1162 (379 amino acids)
Biological process (GO): peptidoglycan biosynthetic process
Molecular function (GO): ATP binding; D-alanine-D-alanine ligase activity; metal ion binding
Source: RefSeq, a predicted model, not a curated record
UGUUAAGCUACUUUUGUUAGAAAUGAGUGCUUCAAUACUGGGUAUGCAAACAAACACCAAGCCCAGUAGCACACAAUGGCCAGCAUCUAUCUAUAUUUUUAUGGGUACAUUUUCGGAAAAUCUUGGAGAUGCCAACAGGCAGCUGCUUCUUAGCACAGAGCACGGCAAAAGUGAUGAUGUUCAACUGUUACAAAAAACGCUACAGAUAUGCGACCCAAAAACCAAAGUGGAGAUUAUCCCAAUAGCAAUUGAGACACAGCAGCAAAUUAUUAAUCAGCUUGCUCAAAAGCGUGCUAGCGGAGAGCACAUGCUGGUGAUUAAUUUGUGCGAUGGAACAGAACUGGAUGGGUAUCCUGGGAUUUCUGUUGUAAAAAAUCUUCAGAACGCCAAUAUUCCGUUUUCUGGUGCGGAUGCUCAUUUCUACGAUGGUACCACCAGCAAGCCUGCUCUUAAACGACAACUCAUCAAGUUUAAUGUUGAGACGUCUCCAUUUCAAGAGAUCAAUCCAGGAACUGAGCUAGCCGAUAUUGCUGCAUCUGAAAAAAUCCUUAGCUGGCCAAUGAUUAUCAAGCCAUCUGUAUCUUAUGCAAGUAUGAACAUCAGCGACACGUCGAUUGUCCAUUCAAAAGAGGAAGCACUUUGUCAAAUCGAAAAACUAUGCCAGUUGACUUCGCAGGGAAUAUUUAUUGAAAAGUUUCUUCCAGGUCGUGAAUUUACUGCUCUAUGUACGGGUGAUUCCAGGGAUGGCGUCAAAGUCUAUCCCGUAGCCGAGCGAGUGUUUAAUCCAGCCUUGAAAACUGAGGAGCGGAUUCUUGCUUUUGAUAGAUACUGGGAUGGAUAUGAACUAGGCAGUGAAGCACCUGCCAUGACAGAAUCCAGUAUGGUGUGGUACGACUUGGCACCUAGCGAAUGGCAAUCCCAUCUGCAAGAUCUUGCUCGUCGUGCUUACACUGCAUGUGGGGGAAACGGAUACGGUCGCGUAGAUAUUCGCACUCAAUCGUUUGAUAAGCCUGAUGCGUUGGUUUUGGAAGUCAAUGCAAAUUGUGGACUGGCUUUUGGUGAUGGAGCUUCCUCGCUUGGCGAGAUUCUAAAGCUUUCCAAAAUAUCUCCUAGAGAUUUCUGUAUGGAUUUGGUGCGUUAUUCUUUCGCCCGACCUGUGUGAUGGGAAUUGGUUUUCAGUUUGAGAUAUACUGUUAAAGAUCAUUUUAAAUGCUAGAUUAGUUUAAAACAAUUGGAUUGAAUCACUAAUGAGGUUGGC